Molecule: messenger RNA, 2638 nt
Organism: Anolis carolinensis (green anole)
Lineage: Eukaryota; Metazoa; Chordata; Lepidosauria; Squamata; Anolidae
Gene: cmpk1
Product: cytidine/uridine monophosphate kinase 1
Exons: 6
Coding region: 138-815 (225 amino acids)
Biological process (GO): UDP biosynthetic process; CDP biosynthetic process; 'de novo' pyrimidine nucleobase biosynthetic process
Cellular component (GO): nucleus; cytoplasm
Molecular function (GO): UMP kinase activity; ATP binding
Source: RefSeq, a predicted model, not a curated record
GGGGGAAGGACAUGGUACCCGGAAGCGCUUUCCCUUCCUGGUGACGCUCCAGCCGCCAGCUCAGCCGGGUAAAGCAGUGCAGUGGCCUCCGUGGCGCUGGCGGCGAGCGCGGGCCCUUCCUCCUGGUCCUCCGGCGCAUGUUCUGUCGCUGCUUCCUCUCGGCUCUUCGGCUCAACGCUCCGGUCUCCGCGUCUCCUCUCCCUCCUCGCCUGCGGCUCCUCCUCAUGAAGCCCGUGGUCGUCUUCGUGCUCGGCGGACCUGGGGCCGGGAAGGGGACACAGUGCGCCCGCGUCGUGGAGAAAUAUGGUUACACUCACCUCUCUGCAGGAGACCUUCUUCGUGAUGAGAGAAAGAGACCAGGGUCACAAUAUGGAGAGCUUAUUGAAAAUUAUAUUAAAGAUGGCAAGAUUGUUCCUGUUGAGAUAACAAUCAGCUUGUUAAAGAGGGCUAUGGACGAAACUAUGGCUGCCAAUGCACAAAAGAAUAAAUUCUUAAUAGAUGGAUUUCCCAGAAAUGAAGACAAUCUUCAAGGUUGGAACAAAACAAUGGAUGGAAAAGCGGAUGUGUCUUUUGUUCUGUUUUUUGAUUGUGAGAAUGAGAUCUGUAUUAACCGCUGCCUUGAAAGAGGAAAGAGCAGUGGCAGAACUGAUGACAACAGAGAGAGUUUGGAGAAGAGAAUUCACACAUAUCUUGAAUCUACGAAACCAAUAAUAGACCUCUAUGAGAAAAUGGGCAAAGUUAGGAAAGUGGAUGCUUCCAAAUCUGUUGAUGAAGUUUUUGACAAGGUUGUGACCAUCUUUGAUAAAGAAGGCUAGUUUGCUACUUGGACGCUGUUUCCAAACAUGCUUGAAUCUUGCUUUAAGAGCUGCUACUGUAGACCAUUUUAUAAUGGUGACAAAAUAUGCCUUUUUAAAUACUUAUGUGUUAAAACAGUUUUUAAAUUGUUAAAUUGUUAAUUAUUUGAAAAUACGGUAUGACAUUGCAACUGACUUGAAGUUAGUGAAAACUGCAAAGCAAAGCUAGUAAUCAAGUGCUUAACAUAGCUUCUUCCAGAGAGCAUCUGUCUCUACUCUCUUCCGCCCUUCCCCUUCAUUAUCAAAACAAGUAGUUUUUUUUCUUUUUUCUUUUGGAAUUCAACACAUUGAAGUUGUAAGUAUAUGUGAAGGGGCCCAUUGCUUUUUCUUUCUUUCUCCCCCCAUUAUGGACCAAAAAUAGCAAAUUGUGUAGAUUUUUUUUAACUUUAAAAAUCUUGUGGCAUUUUCUGUAUUGAAUGACAAGCAUUUGCAGGUGAAUACAAAGUAUACCUUUUUGAUCCUGGAUUUAUUACUUAUCAAGUUGUUAUUAAAGCAGUCACUUAUGAGGCAUGCUGUUAUUAGUCAGGCUGCCUGAAAGUGACCUGUAUUCCCACAUUUUGCUACCAUCCCUAUUUUGUGCACACUUGAAGUCUCGGAGAAGGAAACCAUUCAGCAUACAAAAUAGGAAAACCCCAUUAGGGGAGCGGGUGGUUCUUUUUCAAAAGAAAAUACUGCAUUAUCUGGUGAUUACAGGGAUUAUGUUUUUGACUGGGAAUUAGGUCCAAUGUAGGGCCCAGAGGAUAUGCAUUUUAUUGACAUCAAUGUAAAAAGUUAAUUAUGACUCCCAUUCAUUUUAUUAGGAUCUAAAUGCUAUAGGUUGGACCCAAAUCAGUGUAUUUAGGAUUUAUUUUCAGAUUAUGUAGGCAUCAUUUGUUUUUACCUUUUUUGUGUAUUUAUAAGUAACCAGGGCAUUGGAUAUGUGUCAUGCUCAAAUGGUUCAGAUGGUUUGAGAAAUCACAUGUUUGAGAGCAGCUAUUACAUCGACUUUCCUUUGUCACAUAUCUCUAGUUGCAUGAUACAAUACUUUGUGAAAACAAAAUUGCUUAUUUAUUCAUUGACCUGAAGUGUAUUUGUUCAAGAUACGAUGGAAGAUAAUAUUUUUAUGAUUAUUCUCCUCCCCCCACCCAGUAAAAUUGUGUAACUUGAGCAAAAAUUUUAUGCAGUCAUACUUUUUGUAUACUUUGAUGAAUGUAAAAGUAAUCAUCUUUUUUUUAAAGUAAAAAUAUUAGAUCUUUAUGGUUUGGAUUUAGUGCAGUGCUGGUGGAAGACUAGAUUUAGUGAAAUUAAUAAUUAGGUUGCAGAACCUUGCUAGAAUGUUUGCACAGCUGUUCUGAUGGCAUCUUUAAGUUUAAAAACUAUACAGGGAAAACACAAAAUGGUUGGUUGAUUAGGAUCUAUUCAUAAUUAGAACUUUUUUGCUCUUAAAUUGUUCAGACCUUCAAAAUCUCAAACCUAAAUCAAAUUGUUAGUCUUAUCAAGAGUAGGCAUAUAGAAUCAAUCAAAUUUAUAUUAGUGUUACUUAACCAAGUUAUCCCAGAUUAAGUGUAUCUUCUAUGCCCGGGAUUAACAAUAUGAUUUAGACCUAAAAAGUCAUGCUUCUUUCAUUUAACAUCUUAAGAUUGUUCAAUAACGUUUUUACUUUUGUGUAUAUCAAACGGCCAUUUGAACUGACUGUAUUAACAAUUAUAAAUCAUUAUUCCUGUUUAUGUGUAUAUCUUUCUCACAGAAAUAGUAUUUAGUUAUAUUAUUUUGUCUUCUAAUAAAAUGUAACUAAGGCACUUCAA